This is a messenger RNA of Hevea brasiliensis (rubber tree), 1812 nucleotides long. RefSeq names its product cytochrome P450 CYP82D47-like. The record is from RefSeq and is a predicted model, not a curated record. Lineage: Eukaryota; Viridiplantae; Streptophyta; Magnoliopsida; Malpighiales; Euphorbiaceae. Bases 58 to 1623 code for a protein of 521 amino acids. Gene Ontology annotation, molecular function: monooxygenase activity; iron ion binding; heme binding. The transcript is spliced from 2 exons. Gene Ontology annotation, biological process: defense response to other organism.
UUUCUGCACUUAAUCUCAAAACAAAAUCCACCCUCCCUCCACCAAAAUCUUUGUAGAAUGGAUUAUAUUUCUCCAUAUUUUAACACCACCAUAGCAGCAGCAGGCGUCUUUGUCUUGCUUAUCCUCCCCUACUAUCUACUAAGAAAAUGGAAGUCUAGAGCUUCCAAGGGCAUACUAGCACCCCAACCACGAGGCGCAUGGCCUUUAACUGGUCAUUUGUCUCUGUUAUCAGGAUCCCACCCUCCUCAUGUAACAUUGGGUGCACUCGCUGACAAAUAUGGCCCAGUCUUCACUAUACGAGUCGGGGUUCAUCCUGUUCUCGUGGUGAGUAGUUCGGAUGUGGCUAAGGAAUUAUUCACGGGUGCUAAUGACGUGAUUGUGACCUUCCGUCCAGCACUGGUCGCCGCAGAACUUAUGGGCUACAACUAUGGUUUGUUUCCUUUCACCCCUGGUGGUCCAUAUUGGAGCGAAACGCGCAAGAUAUCCACCUUUGAACUUCUCUCCAACAGCCGGCUUGAGCUUCUCAAGCACAUUAGAAUCCAGGAAGUGGAAACUUCCAUAAAAGAGUUGCACAAAGCAUGGGAGGACAAAAAGGUUGUUGAUAUGAAGCAAUGGUUCAGUGACUUAAAUUUGAACGUCCUUCUUAGGAUGAUUAUAGGCAAGAAAUAUUUUGGUGGUGGUGCUGUUGGUGACGAGAAAGAAGGGCGACGGUUCCAGGAGGGGAUGACGAUACUUUUUCAUUAUCUAGGGACGCUUGUUUUAAGGGACGCUGUUCCAUUUCUUGGAUGGAUGGAUGUGGGUGGACAUGAGAAGGUAAUGAAGAAAACUGCUAAAGAACUAGACGAUGCUCUGGAGAAAUGGCUACAAGAGCAUAAACGGAAUAGGUAUUUGGGUGAAAAAUCUAAAGGAGAUCAAGAUUUUAUGGACGUUAUGCUUUCAUUUCUUGAUGGCAAAAGCCUUGAAGGUUAUGAUGCUGAUACAAUCAACAAAGCUACAUCCUUGAGUAUGAUUGCUGGGAAUGAGACCGUUACAGUAGCUAUGACAUGGGCACUCGCACUGUUGCUGAACAACCGGCCUGUAUUGAAAAAGGCGCAGGAAGAACUCGACAAAAUUGUUGGCAGGGAAAGACUAGUAAAUGAUAAAGACAUCAGCAACCUUUUUUAUCUCCAAGCCAUAGUUAAAGAAACACUACGCCUCUACCCACCAGCAUUUAUCCCUGGACCUCGUCAAUUCACUCAGGACUGUACUAUAGGUGGCUAUUACGUCCCAAAAAACACAUGGCUAAUGGUGAACGUUUGGAAGAUCCAAAGGGACCCUAGUGUGUGGCCAGACCCAACGGAGUUCAAGCCAGAAAGGUUUCUCACAACCCAUAAGAACGUUGAUGUCAGGAGUCAAAAUUUUGAGUUGCUUCCAUUUGGAGGUGGCAGAAGAGCUUGCCCUGCAGCAUCUUAUGUACUUCACAUUGUGCAUUUGACAUUGGCCACCUUAUUGCAGGCUUUUGAGAUUUCUACUCCUACAGAUGCUGCUAUUGAUAUGACUCCUGGCGCUGGACUAGCAAAUAUGAAAACAACCCCUCUGGAAGCUGUAGUCUCGCCUCGCCUGCCUCCAUGUUGUUAUGAAUAGUGAAUGGGAAUCCUGUUGUUAUGAAUAAUAAAAGGGAAUCAUUGCAGUAGGAGCAGUAUAUACGUCUCUUGCCACUCCCAAUAUUUGUAUGUUUAAAUAUUUGCUAGCCACUUAGCAUAUAUAGGUUGUCCUUUCUUCCUGUAAUAAUUCCUCUAAAUAUAUAUGGUAAGUUUCCUAGUUGACAAGUUA